Molecule: messenger RNA, 1497 nt
Organism: Callorhinchus milii (elephant shark)
Lineage: Eukaryota; Metazoa; Chordata; Chondrichthyes; Chimaeriformes; Callorhinchidae
Gene: ybx1
Product: Y box binding protein 1
Biological process (GO): regulation of gene expression
Cellular component (GO): nucleus
Molecular function (GO): nucleic acid binding
Source: RefSeq, marked provisional
AUGUUCUUUCAGCAGAGGGAAAGAGAGGAGAGAGAGAGCGGAGAGAGCGCAGGCAGCCGCCACCUCAGAGCCGGCCCCACUUUACCAUCAGCAGGAACAGCCCAAGAACACCAUGAGCGAGGCCGAGACAGAACAGCAACCCGAACAGCAGGAGCAGUCGCCGCCGCCGCCGCCGCAGCCACAACAACAGCCGCAGCAGCAGCAGCAGCAGCAACAGCCAGAGAAACCCAAGUCCCCCGGGGAGAAGAAAGUCAUCGCAACAAAGGUCCUUGGAACAGUAAAGUGGUUCAAUGUACGAAAUGGCUAUGGAUUCAUCAACCGGAAUGACACGAAAGAGGACGUAUUUGUACAUCAGACUGCCAUAAAGAAGAAUAAUCCACGGAAAUAUCUAAGAAGUGUUGGUGACGGUGAAACAGUGGAGUUUGAUGUCGUGGAAGGUGAAAAGGGAGCAGAGGCGGCCAACGUGACCGGUCCCGGUGGAGUUCCUGUUCAAGGAAGCCGAUAUGCUGCGGAUCGAAAUCGUUACCGUCGUUACAACCCUCGACGUCGAGGACCACCGCGGAAUGACCAACAGAACAUUGAAGGUGGAGAGAAAGGAGAUGGAGCGGAGACUGCAACUGACGGAGAGACCCAGGAAUAUCAAAACCAACAGCAACGCCCUCCGUACAGAAGACAGCGUUACCCACCUUACUUUGUUCGACGUCGGUAUGGUCGUCGCCCACAAUACGCCAACCAGCCUCCCCAGGGAGAAGUUACUGAGGGUGGUGAAGUAAACGAAAACCAAGUUGCUGGGGAAGACGGUGGUAAACCAAGCCGAGGACAAAAUCGCUUUAGGGGCUAUCGCCCACGGUACCGCAGCUUCAACGAAUCGGUUCAUUACAGAGGACCCCCUCGCCCACGUCCACCCCGGGAGGGAAGUAGUGAGGAAGACAAAGAGAACCAAGGUGACGGCCAACAAGACCAGCAGACUCACCCCAGACGAUUUCGCCGCAACUACAACUACAGGCGUCGUCGCCCACAAAACCCUAAACCCAAAGAUGGCGAGGAGAGCAAGGCACCCGAAACACCAGCUGAGAACAUCUCUGCUCCGGAGACCGAGCAGGGCAAUGCUGAGUAACACCAGCUCAGCAUCUCUUACCAUCAAAAAGUUUUGUCAUCAAACGGAAGACCAUCAAAGUCAAAUUCCAGCAAUAAUAAAAAGUGAGCUUUCGACUGUAAGAUCUGCAGUGCUUGCAUACAGUUGACCAGAUACCAGAAUGUUUCACAAUAGUAAAACCUAUGCAGCAUGGUUUCUUAACCUUUCUUGAAACUGCUUUUUUGGAACUGGCUUAAAAGAGAUUUUUGUAGAUGGUCUAUUUUCCUUUAUACUUCUGAUGGUUUUUAAGCUUAUUUGAUAUCUGGUCAAUUUGAAUUUUUGAAAUACCAGUUUUUAAUUUGUAAGCAUUGUACAACUGAACUUUAAGUACAACCGGGCACUAAUAAAGGUCCGAAAACACC